This is a messenger RNA of Anthostomella pinea, 1344 nucleotides long. NCBI's taxonomy places the organism in Eukaryota, Fungi, Ascomycota, Sordariomycetes, Xylariales, Xylariaceae. The record is from the annotation of a GenBank genome assembly.
AUGCCGAGCUCUGCCUCCUCCCCUGUGAUCAUCGUCGGAGGCGGCCCAGUGGGCCUGUUCACCGCCCACGUCCUCGCCGCGGCAAAGAUCGACUACAUCUUGCUGGAGAGACACCAGGACAUAGUGAGGCAUCGCGGGGCGCUCAUCAUCAUAUGGCCCCCUUCGCUGCGGCUACUUGACCAGCUGGGCUUGUACGAGCGCGCCAGGGAGAUCGGGACGCGAACCCACACAAGAACGACAAUGACUCAGGAUGGGCAGCCCAUACCCGUCGGAAGCGGUCGCCUGUGGGACGUGGUUGAAGAACAUCUUGGAUAUCCCACUCUAGGCUUCAAUCGCGGGGACUUCAUCAGACUUUUGUAUGAGAGUCUACCCGAGCGUGAGAGCCGGGUGCGAACCAGCACGGAGGUUGUCAGGAUCGAAACGCGCGACGAUGGCGUGCAGGUGCAUCUAGGGGACGGCAGUGUGAUAGAGGGCUCCCUAGUCAUCGGAGCUGACGGCGUCCACAGCAAGACCAGAGAAUUGAUGCAGCGAAUGGGUAGCGCACAGUCGGCAACCGACGGGGCAUUGCCUGCAGGCCCCAUGGUCACCACCUACCAGUCGAUAUUCGGCCGCGCCCCGUACACCAACCAAGACAUCGACAAGGGCAACUUCGUCGAGACCCACGGCCCCGGAAUGGCGUCGCAAUCGAUGAGGACGCACGACGCGCUGUAUUUCUCGCUGAUCAGACGGCUGCCGGAGCCCACGUCGGAAAGGGGGAGGUUCACGGAUGAGGACAUGGAGGAUAUGGCCGGAGCCUUUGCCGAAGUCGAGGUCUUCCCCGGGAUCAAGUUCAAAGAGCUCUGGCCUGCACGCGACCAGACUAAUACGCAGCUUCUGCACCAAGAAGAAGGUCUUGUCGAUAAGUGGCACCACGGACGCGUGGUGCUAGUCGGCGACGCCAUCCACAAGACGACGUCGCUGUGGGGAAUGGGCGUCAACACGGGGGUGAACUCAGUCGCGGUGCUCGCGAACAUACUUCGGCAAACCCUGCGCAGUACGCCAACUCCAAGUACCCAGAUGUUGGACAAGGUGUUCGCCGAGUACCAGAGCGCGCGCUGGAAGGAGUGCGCUUUUGUUAUUGCGCGCAGUAAAGAGGUGACUCGCGCUGUUACCUGGUCCACGCCGGAGGACGAGGUCAUCGACCGGACGAUUCCGCCACCUUUCACGAUGGAGGACGCUGCGCGGGAGCGCGUCACGCCUUUCCUGCGCCAGGGACAGCUGUUGGACUUUGUGCCCUUCGAUGGCAAGCACGGCAGUGUGCCGUGGAAGAUAGUGGGCAUGUCUACGGCCAGGGCGAUGCUUUGA